This is a messenger RNA of Acaulospora morrowiae, 1336 nucleotides long. NCBI's taxonomy places the organism in Eukaryota, Fungi, Glomeromycota, Glomeromycetes, Diversisporales, Acaulosporaceae. The record is from the annotation of a GenBank genome assembly.
AUGGAAGAAAAAGCUUAUUCAAAUACAGAUCCAACAAGUAUCCCGAGCUCUAUAGGCGAUCAAAGUCCUGAAUAUUCUGAUAAUGUUUACAGCAACUUAGAAAAUGACUGCGAGAAUGACGUAAUCCCUAAGUUCGAUCCAAUUAAGUGUACCGAAAACUCCAAUGAUCAUUUUAAUGAGUUAGAGAGUUCUAAUUUUGUUGAAGGCGCAAAUGAUCCUGUGGACCUUUGUAAUAAAAUUCCCAAUUUUUAUCCUCUGCUUGAUUUUUGCGUAGACACGGAGUCUACUGAAUUUGCUGUUGAAAAUAUUAUUGUUUCGCAAGAAUUCUUAAAGAAGCUUUGUAAUGAUAUGAUUCCGGGUAGUUAUGAAUCAAUCUCCAAGGUUGAUUACGCUUCUUUGAACACAAAGUCACUUGGAUUUAUAGGAAUUUAUGGAAGAUACGAAGUUAUUGCAAGAUAUUUUUUACAAAAGAAUGUAAUAGAUGAAGAAAUUGACAACAAUACAGAGAUAAUCGAACCUCACCUUAAACCUGGAAUUUAUCUUCUGAUUGAAAAAGAACAUGGUUUUAUCAUCCAUUGGCCCGAAAAAAAUUGCUAUGAUAAUAACACCUCAUCUAAAGCAAAGAGUAAUCUUGUGACUCUUCACCGAUACCUCACAAAACUAACGGACGCUGUGUUUUGUUUAAUGAAUACACAAGAUCUGAUGAUUUUCGAUUUUGAUUUUUUUGACAAGUGUAAGGGUGCCAAUGAUGAUGACUCAAUUAUAGACGAAUAUGAGGUCGAAGAAAAAAUCCAAGACGAAAAAGAUUUCAUCGUUCAUACAGGAUUUAAACUUAAUAUUAAGGAUGGAAAUUCUAAAGAAAAGUUGACUCUGGAUUCAUACCCUCCUCCUGUUAUGCCGAUAGAGUCAUGCUACAAUCAAUCGUUUAUUAUUUGUCGUACGGUUGAACCCAUUAAAUUGACUGAAGAAUAUAAAUUAAUAGACAAGAGUUCUGAUCAAGUUCUCAACGCAUUUAAAGAUACUAAUUUAAGAGUCAGCCCUUCUAUUGGUUUAAAAACUUUAAUAAAUUUAGCUCGGGUUUUGUCUGUAGGAAGUGAAUUUAUUAAAUCAUAUAAUAACGAAAUAAGUGCGACUCGUAAAGAUAGAGAGGAAGAAAAACAAAAAAAUGAGGAUAUUCUUGUGGUUGAUUCCACUCUUCUUUCCUCUUUGCUUAGAUAUCGGAUAAAAAACAUGUAUUGGUACGUGUUGAACGUUUUAAUGUUCUCCAUAACUUCUAAUCAAUGCUUUUAUAUUAGGUUACUCGAAAAAACAUCAGAGGAUGAAUCUAAUCAAGAAG